Messenger RNA from Oryzias latipes (Japanese medaka), 2791 nucleotides. RefSeq names its product matrix metallopeptidase 24 (gene mmp24). The record is from RefSeq and is a predicted model, not a curated record. Gene Ontology annotation, biological process: proteolysis; extracellular matrix organization; collagen catabolic process. Gene Ontology annotation, cellular component: extracellular matrix; plasma membrane. NCBI's taxonomy places the organism in Eukaryota, Metazoa, Chordata, Actinopteri, Beloniformes, Adrianichthyidae. Gene Ontology annotation, molecular function: metalloendopeptidase activity; zinc ion binding.
UUUUAGGUAAACUUACAUAAUUUUUAUUGAUAAUGAUCUUAUUUAUAGUCACCGCAGCGAGUGGAGGGGGGGGCAGUUUAUUUUUCCUGCGGGGGCAAUGCAAAAUAAUAAUUGUGAAGCAAUGGCUUUACAGCUGUUCAGAAGUCCAGCAGAAGUCUCCAGCUCUGCAGCGCCCCCAGCGAGUGCAAAGCGCUACUGCAACAACAUCCAUCACUUCUGCCUCCCGGUCUCAUCUCCUCCUCAUCCUCGUCCUUCUCCUGCUCCUCCUGCUGCUCCGGUGCAGACGUGAUUAGAGCGCCCCAGUAGAAACGGACCGAACCCGCGGCUUGGCGCGGCACAGCCCGGAUCAUGGAGCACACGGAGCUCCAUCGCCUGUGCUGAUGAGCGGAGCGGGGCUCAGGGAAGCGGACGAAGACGAAGGGAUUUCGGGGAUCCAGCCAUGGCGACGGAGGGAGGAGGAUGGGGGCGAAGGAGGAAAGCCGGGCUCUCUGGGUUCUGCUGGAAGACCUGCUACUUUCCUGUCCUGUUCUGGGCCGUUUCUGCGGGCGGGUGGCAGAUCCCGAUCAGGGAGGGGGGGACAGAGUGGACAGCAACCUCUGCUGCAAAGACGUGGCUGAGAAACUAUGGCUACCUGCGACCUCACAACAACCAGACCUCUGACCUUGAACAGGAGAAAGCCAUGCACUCUGCAUUGGCUGCAAUGCAGCGGUUUUACGGCAUUCCUGUGACGGGCAUCCUGGAUGAGACCACUAUGCAGUGGAUGUGGACGCCCCGCUGUGGUGUCCCAGAUCAGCCCCACACCAGCCGCCGGCAGAGGAACAAGCGCUACGCCCUGACAGGACAGAAAUGGAGAGAAAAAAAGAUCUCGUACAGCAUAUCAAACUACACCCCCAAAGUGGGGCAAAAGGACACCCAGAGAGCCAUCCGACAGGCCUUCAGCGUGUGGCAGAUGGUCACGCCACUGUCCUUCCAGGAGGUUCCUUACUCAGAGAUCAAGAAGGAAGGGAAAGAGGCUGACAUCAUGAUCUUCUUUGCCUCUGGUUUCCAUGGUGACAGCUCUCCGUUUGAUGGUGAGGGGGGAUUCCUGGCCCACGCAUACUUCCCUGGCGCAGGUAUCGGAGGAGAUACACACUUUGACUCAGAUGAGCCCUGGACAUUGGGAAACCCCAGCAGUGAUGGAAAUGAUUUGUUCCUGGUGGCGGUUCAUGAGCUGGGCCAUGCCUUGGGCUUGGAACACUCCAAUGAUCCCAGCGCCAUCAUGGCUCCUUUCUACCAGUAUAUGGACACUCGAGACUUCCAGCUGCCUCUGGACGACCUGCAGGGCAUUCAGAAAAUCUACGGUGUGCCUACAGCCAUGCUGGAACCCACUCGCCCAUUACCCACGUUACCUUCUCGACGGACACACUCCACCUCAGACCGCAAGCAUGACCGGAACUCCCGCCCAGCCCGCCCACACAGUGACCGGCCUGCACUGCCGGGAAACGGCAAACCCAACGUCUGUGACGGCAAUUUCAACACUGUGGCCUUCUUCAGGCGGGAGAUGUUUGUUUUUAAGGAUCGGUGGUUUUGGCGUCUUAGGAACAACAAGGUGCAGGAAGGUUAUCCCAUGCAGAUUGAUCAGUUCUGGAAGGGGCUGCCACCUCGCAUUGAUGCUGCCUACGAGAGAUCUGAUGGGAAGUUUGUCUUUUUUAAAGGUGACAAGUUCUGGGUGUUCAAGGAGGUCAGUGCUGAACCAGGUUACCCUCAGAGCCUGUUGGAGCUAGGAAGGUCCCUCCCGAAAGAGGGAAUCGACACGGCACUUCGCUGGGAGCCGGUUGGUAAAACCUACUUCUUCAAAGGUGACCAGUACUGGCGCUACAAUGAGGAGAGGAGCACUGUGGACCCAGGAUACCCCAAACCUAUCUCUGUGUGGAAAGGAAUCCCUGAAGCUCCACAGGGAGCCUUUAUUAACAGAGACGGAUACUACACCUACUUCUACAAAGGGAAGGACUACUGGAAGUUUGACAACCAGAAGCUGACGGUGGAACCUGGCUAUCCCAAGUCCAUAUUACGAGAUUGGAUGGGUUGUGACCAGUCUGAUAUAGAGCAUUCUGGUGGUAAUCGCGGCGAUCGCCAGCUGCCGCUUGAUAACGUUGACAUCAUGGUGACCAUCAACGAUGUCCCAACAACGGUCAACGCCAUCGCCGUGGUGAUCCCCUGCGUCCUGUCACUGUGCAUCCUCGUGCUGGUGUACACAAUAGUUCAGUUUAAGAACAAAGGAGUGCAGCAAAAUAGCAUUCCUCAGCACUAUUACAAAUACCAGGUUCAGGAGUGGGUAUGACAGACAACCUCAGGUCACGUGGGAGGAGUCAUCUGGCUUUUGCCGGCUCUGGCUAAGGACAAGGAUAAAAGUCGCUAACUUUUCUAACUUUGGAGUGCACAAACUCAACAGCUUGGUCAAGUAGAAGUGAGUGAGUGCUUGUGUCUGCCUCGUCACACCUGGCGAAGCUGUGACCAAACAUGCCUGAUGGUAGGAACAUGACCAUGAGGAUGCCAGAAGGAGAAAAGCACCUCAUCUGCUCUGCUAUUUUCAAGCCAAAAGGACAGAAAAUGAGGUUCUCUUUGGACCUACAACACACCAUCGUCUUCUCAGUGAAACCUUUAUUGAGCAGAAAGAAAACACCCCUUAUGAACCUGACAUCCCCUCUGAAAGUGUGUUACAUCAAUACCUUAUAAAGUUCUUUGCUUCAGAAGUUAGAUGGUAUUUGGUAAUAUUAGGGUGUGUUUUUUGAGAAUUUUUUUUAUAAAAGCC